Messenger RNA from Coregonus sp. 'balchen', 5076 nucleotides. The record is from the annotation of a GenBank genome assembly. Lineage: Eukaryota; Metazoa; Chordata; Actinopteri; Salmoniformes; Salmonidae.
AUGGGGACACUUGCUUCUUUUCAUCAACAGCAGGAAGGAGGGAUGGAGGGAAGGGAGUGGAUGGUUGAUAAGAAGGAGGGAAAGAGGAAGAGCAGGUUAACCAAGUGGGUCUGGUUGAAACGAGACCUGUGCCCUGAGGUGCUAACUAGGGCUGUGGCGGUCAAGAAAUUGUCAGGCAUUGAUUGUCAAUCAAAUAACUGUCGGUCUCAUGGUAAUUGACCGUUAAUUAACUAUCCCCCAUAGUACAAAAGUUAUUCUGUGAAAGAAAGAAAUACUCCAAACAUAUUCUGGGACAGUUGUGGGAUGCGAUAGAUCCCAAAUUAAUACAAUCACUCGCAUCAAAAAAACUUUUUUUUAAAGCAAUGAGGCUGAUGCAACAGAUCAGAAUGUUUAACUUAAAAUGUUGAUAAACUAAUACGCUAUUUCUUCACAUUAUAAGCGCACAUGGAAGAAGGCUAUAAGCUCAAAUGUUCCAAAAUGCAAUCAAUUAGCGGGAAAACACUUUUCUCGAAAGUGAAGGCAAAUGCGAUCAUGCAUGUAAUGCUUUAUUUAAAAGGUACAUAUUCAUGGUGAAAAUUAUCUUCCCCAAACUUUAAACUCACGCGCAGCCUCUGUAGCUCAGUUGGUAGAGCAUGGCACUUGCAACGGCAGGGUUGUGGGUUCGAUUCCCACGGGGGACCAGUAUGAAAAAUGUAUGCACUCACUAACUGUAAGUCGCUCUGGAUAAGAGCGUCUGCUAAAUGACUAAAAUGUAAAUGUAUGCCUGUUAGGCUCUACACUGGUUAAAAAGUGGAUUAAUGUGCUUAAUUUUAAUGGCGUUAUUUGGCCACUUUAGUUGUAAUACAAACCUUAUCAAAACAUAUACAGUGGCUUGCGAAAGUAUUCACCCCCCUUGGCAUUUUUCCUAUUUUGUUGCCUUACAACCUGGAAUUAAAAUUGUUUUUUGGGGGGUUUGUAUCAUUUGAUUUACACAACAUGCCUACCACUUUGAAGUUGAAAAAUAUUGUUUAUUGUGAAACAAACAAGAAAUAAGACAAAAAAACAGAAAACUUGAGUGGGCAUAACUAUUCAAUCUAGCCACUGGGAUUUUUGCCCAUUCUUCAAGGCAAAACUGCUCCAGCUCCUUCAAGUUGGAUGGGUUCCGCUGGUGUACAGCAAUCUUUAAGUCAUACCAGAGAUUCUCAAUUGGAUUGAGGUCUGGGCUUUGACUAGGCCAUUCCAAGACAUUUAAAUGUUUCCCCUUAAACCACUCGAGUGUUGCUUUGGCAGUACGCUUAGGGUCAUUGUCCUGCUGGAAGGUGAACCUUCGUCCCAGUCUCAAAUCUCUGGAAGACUGAAACAGGUUUCCCUCAAGAAUUUCCCUGUAUUUAGCGCCAUCCAUCAUUCCUUCAAUUCUGACCAGUUUCCCAGUCCCUGCCGAUGAAAAACAUCCCCACAGCAUGAUGCUUGAUGGUGUUCUCGGGGUGAUGAGAGGUGUUGGGUUUGAGCCAGACAUAGCGUUUUCCUUGAUGGCCAAAAAGCUUAAUUUUAGUCUCAUCUGACCAGAGUACCUUCUUCCAUAUGUUUGGGGAGUCUCCCACAUGCCUAUUGGCAAACACCAAAUGCUGUGGAGCUUUGCAGCUCUUUCAGGGUUAUCUUUGGUCUCUUUGUUGCCUCUCUGAUUAAUGCCCUGCUUGCCUGGUCCGUGAGUUUUGGUGGGCGGCCCUUUCUUGGCAGGUUUGUUGUGGAGCCAUAUUCUUUCAGUUUUUUAAUUAUGGAUUUAAUGGUGCUCCGUGGGAUGUUCAAAGUUUUGGAUAUUUUUUUAUAACCCAACCCUGAUCUGUACUUCUCCACAUCUUUGUCCUUGACCUGUUAGGAGAGCUCCUUGGUCUUCAUGGUGCCACUUGCUUGGUGUUGCCCCUUAUUUAGUGGUUUUGUAGACUCUGGGGCCUUUCAGAACAGGUGUAUAUAUACUGAGAUCAUGUGACACUUAGAUUGCACACAGGUGGACUUUAUUUAACUAAUUAUGUGACUUCUGAAGGUGAUUGGUUGCACCAGAUCUUAUUUAGGGGCUUCAUAGCAAAGGGGUUGAAUACAUCUGCACACACCACUUUUCCGUUAUUAAAUUUUUAGAAUUUUUUAAAACAAGUUAUUAUUUUUUUUUCACUUCACCAAUUUGGACUAUUUUGUGUAUGUCCAUUACAUGAAAUCCAAAUAAAAAUCAAUUUAAAUUACAGGUUGUAAUGCAACAAAUCAAUGUGUCACAGUCACCACCUGAAUAAAAAAGAGAGGCCAUUCUUCAAGGGGCCUUUAGUCUGUCAAGAAUAAUGUUCUUUCCUGAAAUGGCGUGCAAUUGAGGCUGUAAUCGCUGCCAAAGGUGCUUCAACAAAGUACUGAAUAAAGGGUCUGAAUACUUAUGUAAAUGUAAUAUUUCAGUUUUGUAUUUGUAAUACAUUUGCAGAAAUGUCUAAAAACCUGUUUUUGCUUUGUCAUUAUGGGGUAUAAACCAUUUUAGAAUAAGACUGUAACGUAACAAAAUGUGGAAAAAGUCAAGGGGUCUGAAUACCUUCCGAAUGCACUGUACAUUCUCUAACACUGUAAAUACAAAGGGGAUGAAUUUCUCAAAGAUAGCCCAGACCUUUCCAAUAUAACCACUUUUCACACACACGCUUACUUUCCACUCUGGGUCAUUUUUUAAAUCCUGACUUACUCAAACUUUUGCUUAAAUCCACUUUUGACAUAAUUGCAUGAUUUAAGUAGAUGUUCAAGUUACGUUAGCACAUCUUGAGCCCUGAGUGAACUUUUGAAGAGAUAGUUGCAUGAAACAAAAUGCAGCCAGGUCCCACCAGAUCAACUUCAGUAUUAGACGUUUGUCUAGGUCCCCAGGAUGUCGGGAAAUGCAAUUCAAUACUGUUCACUAGGGACAAAGCGAGCGCCUAUUACUAUCUAGUAGGCUUCCUAGGGCAUGGUAGAUGGAGAUAGAGGAAGGGUUUAAACCGUGAGCUAUGGUUCUGAAGCUCAUGGGUUCAAUCCCAAUGCUAGGCACUUGUUUGUAUUUAUUUUCUGUUUUAACCCAAUCCCAAACCUUAACCCUUACCUUAACCAGUCUGAAUUAAUCCCUAAAUGUAAAAGUCAAAUUAGUUAUGUUUUUAUCCCUAUCCCAAACCUUAACCCUUACCUACUUUCACAUCAGCAUUGAUGUUUAUCAAAUGGUGUGGCUGGUACUUGUAACUGGUACUGUUAAGUACCUACUGCUCUGGAAGCUGUCAGAUGACUGAAAUGACAAACUACCAACUGUCAUUUUGGGAUAUAGCUGCUUACCUAUAAUACAUGUGGAGGAGGUGUGUGUUUGUGUAUGUUUUGUGUGUGUAUAAAGGGAUUGAGAGAGAAAAAGAGAGAGAAAAAUAGGGAGAUGGAGGGUAAGGAAAGAGGCGAAUAGGAUGAGGUGAGGAAGAAGGAGGUGAGAUGGCGAGAGACACGCGAGAGGAGAUAAACAAACAGGGUCAUUUAGAUACCUCAGGAGAUCCCUCUCUUUUUAACACUCUCCCUCUUUCUCAAUAUGGCAAUUCAUUGUUUUCAUGGCUGGAGAGAGUGAGGGAAUAGAGGAGGGAGGAGGAGACUCAUGCAGAGAAACAGGUAGGAAUUCCUCAGAUGUCUCCAGGAGUAGAGAAAAGAAACAUGUGGAGACUGGUUUCUUUCAGGCUCAGCGCUUACUGAAAAAGAUGAGCACAACAUGUCCAAAACUAUUACACACUUGAACCUUGACAUUCGUUAAUGGCUGCCAAAGCAUACAGCGGCAAAUGAUGUACGGUGAAAUUGAUUGAAUGUUUGUGUGGAUUAUGUACAUGUGUGGUUAGAAAUAGUCCCAUGAGAGUUUACUUUAACAAUAGCAGCAUAAAAAUGGCAUACCUGUAUUUUUUCACAUUUUGCGAUUAUGAAGGAACAAUUUGUUCUGUAAGAGGAUUAUAGAUACAGUACAUUAUUGCAGUGCACAUGCAGGGUUUAAUUUAAAUUAAAUAUCUAACUAUGAUAAAUUAGAUCUGCUAUUGAUAUACAGUGUGUACGUAUUUUUCAUGCUGAUAAUCACAAACAAUUAUAGUGUGCAGGGUUUUGUGUUCGUCCACUUGAUUAAUAAGUCAUGACCUAAGGCUUGGUUCAAGUGAUCAUCCCGUUCCUUCACAUGUCCACCUUCCUAAUCCUAACAUCCUCCCCUCUGUAUUCCAGGAAGACAACGAGAUCCCCUCCAGCGUGUUCAUCAAGGACUCCCCCAAGACCCCCCAAGCCAGCCAGAUAGAGGACGAUGCCCCUGCGGCGCCUGCCCUGUCCGUCGCCGGGACAGACGCCAACCGGUCCCAGGAGGAGGGUCUCCAUACCAUCAGCCUGUCCUCCUCCGACGAUGAUGCCGGGGGUCUCCACGAGGAAGACGAAGCCCUGGAGGGUGAGGCAACACUGGGCCUGGGAGCGGCCCGGCCCUCCUCUGAGAGAUCCAGAGCAGACCGGCUGAAGCGCUCCAGCCUGAAGAAGGUGGACAGCCUGAAGAAGGCUUUCUCACGCGAGAGCAUUGAGAAGAAGAUGAGCAAGAUCGGCACCAAGAUUGUGCCGCCCGCGAGCCGCGAGAAGAUCAAGAAGAGCUUCACACCCAACCACCCGAAGAGCCCUGCCGCCAAGAGUUCCUCCUUCAAGGUGUCGCCCAUGACCUUCAAUGUGAAGAAGAUGCGUGGUGAAGGGGAGGACCCAACCCAGCCCGGAGGCUCGCCUAGCGGGCAUGCCCACGUGGAGAUCCCUCCCCUGGGAAGCAUGGAUGGGGAUCUGCCUCUGGCCGAGGUGCACUCCAAGGAAGGGCUAGGUGUGGAGGGAGGAGAGGAGCUGGCUAGUCCCUCUAGCACUGGGAGCGUGGAGGUUGAGCUGACCUUCAAUGGAGAAGCGGGGAGCCUUGAGUGUGACCUGACCACUGAUCGUCGGGCGGGGCUCGCUCUCCCGGAGCAUGAUGACGAUAUUGGGGAGGAGGAUGACGAAGAGGAGGAGCAGGAGAGCCCGGUGGAGGUGAAAUCCCCCAUACCUGCUGCUACUGGAAUUACUGUGGAGCAAGCCUCUUAA